Molecule: messenger RNA, 2495 nt
Organism: Argentina anserina (silverweed cinquefoil)
Lineage: Eukaryota; Viridiplantae; Streptophyta; Magnoliopsida; Rosales; Rosaceae
Exons: 2
Coding region: 427-2340 (637 amino acids)
Source: RefSeq, a predicted model, not a curated record
GGGUUUCUUGUUUCAUUGGUAAUCUUUGUUUUCAAAGAAGAAACAUUUUUGCAGCUUUAUGAAUAUGUCAUCCUCCUGCUGCUGCUGCUUCUUCUCAGAUGCGCCUCAUCUCCUAAAUCUGUCAGCAGGGGUUAAUGAAGCUUAAUGAUUUUUCAUCAAGGGGCAGAACAAGCUCCGUUGACAUAUGCAAGUUGAUAUCAACUAUUCUCAUACAGGGGUUCUAUCCGAGAAACGUAAUCAGAUAUUUUCAGAAGUGAAUGAUUUCAUAAUGUGCUGGGGUGUUGGAGCAUAGAUGGACAGGGCGGAUACCUCAGGCUUUGUUAGCGGUGGAGAAACAUGUGUUUGGAUAUAGUCUACUUAUUCAAUUCGUUAUGUGCUGAAGAUUGAUUUGUUAUUUUAAAUUACUAAAAGCGCAAGCCUCAGAAAAUGGAUCUGAACAGGGAGAGCAUAUUAUAUUCCCACGUUGGGGAGAUCACAAAAAAUGGCAACUAUGGUGACACUGUUCUAUGUCUGAAUAGCCCUGGUUUAAUUGGAAGCAAUACAGCCAGAUAUACAUGUUCUCAGAGCAACUUCAGGGUUGACUCUUCUAAUGCUCCUGAUGACAGCUGCAGAUUAGUACUUGGUUUGGGCCCAACACCAAGUGAAUACUGUGAGGAUUAUUACAAUUUUCAGGCUGCAAAGAAUAAAGGAUUGGCUACUGCAUUAUCUCAGGGAUUUCUAUCCGAUGGGGAUUCAAUCCUCCAACUUGGUCUCUCAGGAGGGACUGUAGAGGCUUCAGCAGUGCUUGAUUCUGCAAUUUCAGGAGAGACUGAUGUUAACACAUCAUUUCUACGGAACCUUGAUAAUCAUUUAUCAAUCCCAGUUGUUGAUGAAGGAUCUACUUCAGCCAAGAAAUCAGGCGGUUAUAUGCCAUCACUUCUUUUUGCUCCAAGAAGGGACAGUAUCAAGGAUUCUUUGCAAACCCGAGAACUGUUGGAGCUUGGGGCCAAUUCCCAGUUGAUGCAUGAGCCUUCUUCUACAGAAGAGUACUCGGCGGGAACGAUCUCUGAGCAGACAACUACUGGAACAUUUUCAGACCACCGAAGUAGCAAUCCAAAGAAAUGCAACUUCUUAGGCUGUAGAAAGGGAGCACGAGGGGCAUCUGGUCUUUGUAUUGGACACGGGGGCGGACAGAGAUGUCAGAAACCUGGGUGCAACAAGGGUGCUGAGAGCCGAACGGCAUACUGUAAGGCACAUGGUGGAGGAAAGAGGUGCGAGCACUUGGGAUGCACGAAAAGUGCUGAAGGGAAAACAGAUAACUGCAUAGCUCAUGGUGGUGGUAGGCGAUGUGGCUAUUCUGGUGGAUGUACCAAGGCUGCACGAGGAAAGUCGGGGCUUUGCAUUAGACAUGGUGGGGGGAAAAGAUGUAAGGUGGAAGGCUGCACUCGCAGUGCUGAAGGACAGGUUGGUUUAUGUAUCUCUCACGGGGGUGGACGCCGUUGCCAGUACGAGGGCUGUGCAAAGGGAGCCCAAGGGAGCACUAUGUAUUGCAAGGCACAUGGUGGUGGAAAGCGUUGCAUAUUUCAAGGUUGUACCAAGGGUGCUGAAGGAAGCACACCGUUGUGCAAGGGACAUGGUGGAGGAAAGCGUUGCCUUUUUGAUGGUGGUGGGAUUUGCCCUAAGAGUGUACAUGGUGGCACUAAUUACUGUGUUGCUCAUGGUGGUGGAAAGAGGUGCUCUGUGUCAGGUUGCACAAAGAGUGCCCGUGGCCGUACGGAUUGUUGCGUCAGGCAUGGUGGAGGGAAGCGGUGCAAGUCUGAGAACUGCGGAAAAAGUGCUCAAGGGAGCACGGACUUCUGCAAGGCUCAUGGCGGGGGGAAAAGAUGCAGUUGGGGAGAGGGAAAAUGUGAGAAAUUUGCCAGAGGCAAGAGUGGUUUAUGUGCUGCUCAUAGCAGCCUGGUCCUGGAGAGGGAAACGAGUAAGGGAGGUCUCAUUGGACCCAGACUUUUCCACGGGCUUGUAUCUGCAGCUUCAACUGCAGGAACCAGUUUUGAUUACACUCAUUCUUCUUCAGGAAUCAGUGCUAUCUCUGACAACAUUGAUUCGCUGGAAAAUCCAGGAAAGAGGCAUCUCAUACCUGCACAGGUGUUGGUUCCUCUAUCAAUGAAAUCCUCAUCGUCCUACUCAAACUUAUUGAGUUCUGAGAAGUCUGAGGAAGAGAGAAAGGGGUGUGGAACUGGUGUUGGGAGCAGCAAUGGGAGAAAGGGCUUUGACUUCAAAAUUCCAGAGGGCAGGGUCCAUGGAGGACCUCUCAUGUCACUAUUUGGUGGUAAUUUGAAAAAUGCUAUUGAUGGCAUCUGAUAAAUACUAGUUGAUGUUUUAGUAUGUAGAUUUUAUAGUAUUGGGACACUUCUGUAGUGCAAUUGUGUAUAAUUGCUUGUUCAGUGACUUGUAUAUCUUUUUGUACCUUAACUUCAAUUCAAGGGUGAUUUGAAUUUCAGUUAGGUUUUGCAUUU